GCGGAAACAACUUCUCGUGCCAAACAGCGACUGCUUGUUUUCGGGCCUGACACUGCAAGAACCGCGUCAAGCAGCACGCGCACCUUGUUCCUAUCCGGGCACGAGAACCAGGAGAAAACAGCAGCUGCAGAAGAAGUUGCGAAUAUUGAUCAUAUUCAGGAGGUGGGACAAGCUGAUAAUCACAACGAACUCCACAUGUUGGCCGCUACACCCAGCAUUUCAUCGGAAUUGAAGAGCAAGUCGAGACUUCUCCUGCGGAAUAGUGGUGGAACAAAACCUGCCCUGGAGGAUGAAGAUGCAGAAGUGAGUGACGGUGCAUCUACUUCAGCCGCAGAACGGAGGCUCUUUGUACGGGAUGAAAUUGAAACGAAUAGGAACAGCAGCCGCGCCGCAAGAACGAACUCGGGUACUAGAGCCAUGGCCGCGACAUCGCCAGCAGGCACCGGAUUGUCUCAACAGGCCCGCAUGUUCUCUUCAACGACGAGCAGCCCAGGUACACCAAAAACUCCAGAAGGAGAUGAAGAUCCGGAAGAAGACCAGAACGGCAGCAGCAACAACACUCACAAUUUCGCGAUGUUAAAAGCCACAACCGCACGACCUCGAGACGAACCCAGACCAACCUUGAAAAACGACACUCGGAAAGACAUGAUUCGCAAGGUGAUUGAACAGCUUGGCGGGUCCCGCGCCACCGUCCGAGAGGUCGAGCAGCAGCUGGGGAAAAAGUUUAAACUGCACAAGCACACGGAAAUCAAACAGAUUCUGGGGAAGCGGUUGCAAGCGUUUAUCCGCUACGACUUCGAAGAACAACCGGUGACGGAAGAAGAUCGGGAGAAGGUUGCCUCCCUGGUAGAGCAGUUUUCGAAACACUGUGAGGAGCAGAACAAACACGGGAGAUCUGCGGUUCAUAUCGACAUAGACAGUACUGAUUUUUUGAACCUUUUCAAAAACGCCGACCUCGCAGUGUACUUGGAAAGAAACGGGUACAACCGGUGGGUGGCCGAGAAAGC
Amoebophrya sp. A120 is the source of this 1007-nucleotide messenger RNA. NCBI's taxonomy places the organism in Eukaryota, Dinophyceae, Syndiniales, Amoebophryaceae. The record is from the annotation of a GenBank genome assembly.